Notolabrus celidotus (New Zealand spotty) is the source of this 3575-nucleotide messenger RNA. It is a transcript of the gene mfn1b, whose product is annotated as mitofusin 1b. Gene Ontology annotation, cellular component: mitochondrial outer membrane. Gene Ontology annotation, molecular function: GTP binding; GTPase activity. Lineage: Eukaryota; Metazoa; Chordata; Actinopteri; Labriformes; Labridae. The record is from RefSeq and is a predicted model, not a curated record. The transcript is spliced from 18 exons. The coding region runs from base 204 to 2480 and encodes 758 amino acids. Gene Ontology annotation, biological process: mitochondrial fusion; mitochondrion localization.
UAUUCUGAAAGGGUUCCGGAAGUGUAACUGCAUUUUCGAUAACCUUUUGCCUUUACCGAUUCAGCACACAAACAGAAGGUUAGCCAGUCUGACAGCUAUUAUUUCUCCUGCGAGAAAGGAGACUGUGAGUUUUUGCUCAAACUAAUUAUAGUUUGUGUAAUGAGAAGAGGACACUGAGUGUUGUCGGACCGUGAUCAUUCAGCAUGGCUUCUGCCCCUCCACUCACACGGUCGGACUCAGCUCGGGGGGAGUUCUCCCCUCUAAAGCACUUUGUUGUUGCCAAGAAGAAGAUAAGUGAUGUCUUUGAACAGCUACUCAACUAUGUAAAAGAGACAUCAGACUUUGUAGAAGAAACCUGUGGAAAUAAAGCCUUGGAGAAUAUCGCCAGUCAGGAUCAGAAGUUGGAGAUUCAGGCGUAUGCUGACAAACUUGCUAUCAUUAAGGAGGUGCUGGCACGAAGGCAUAUGAAAGUGGCCUUCUUUGGCAGGACCAGUAAUGGUAAAAGCACAGUAGUCAACGCCAUGCUGAGAGACCGCGUGCUGCCCAGCGGUAUUGGCCACACAACAAACUGCUUCCUGAGUGUGGAGGGCACUGAUGAAGACAAGGCUUACCUUAAGACGGAGGGCUCAGAUGAGGAGAAGAGCAUCAAAACUGUAAACCAGCUGGCUCAUGCACUUCACAUGGACGAGAGUCUGGAUGCUGGCUGUCUCGUCCGUGUUUUCUGGCCAAAGACCAAGUGUGCUCUGCUUCGAGACGACCUGGUGCUCGUGGACAGUCCGGGGACAGAUGUCACAACACAGUUGGACAGCUGGAUUGACAAGUUUUGCCUGGAUGCUGACGUCUUUGUGCUGGUGGCCAACUCUGAAUCAACACUAAUGAACACGGAAAAACACUUUUUCCACAAAGUAAACGAACGCCUGUCAAAACCUAACAUCUUCAUCCUCAACAACCGCUGGGAUGCGUCAGCAAACGAACCGGAAUACAUGGAGGACGUCAGAAAGCAGCAUACAGACCGCUGCGUUAACUUUCUGGUUGAGGAGCUGAAGGUCCUGGAUCGGGAUCAGGCACCAAACCACAUUUUCUUUGUCUCUGCCAAAGAAGUGCUCAACUCGCGCAUGCAGCGGGCACAGGGAAUGCCUGAAACAGGUGGCGCCUUGGCUGAGGGUUUCCAGGAGAGACUGAAGGAGUUCCAGAGCUUUGAGAGGAGGUUUGAGGAGUGUAUCUCGCAGUCAGCAGUGAAAACAAAGUUUGAGCAGCACACUAUCAGGGCCAAGCAGAUCACAGAAAAAGUCAAGAGCAUCAUGGACGCCAUCAACAUCGAGGCAGCGGAGAAGAGAGUGGCAGCGCUGGAGGACAGAGAGUAUCAAAUGGACCGGCUGGAGUUUGUCAAAAAUCAACUCAACUUGUUGAUUGAUGACAUCAAGAGGAAAAUCAAGGCCAUCAGUGAGGAUGUCGAGUCCAAGGUAUCCAACGCCAUGGGAGAGGAGAUCUGCCGCCUCCAUGUCAUUGUUGACGAGUUCCGUUCGGACUUCCACCCAUCACCACAUGUCCUCAAGAUCUACAAGUCUGAACUGCUGUCUCACGUGGAGGAGGGCAUGGGCAAGAACCUGGCUUUCCGCUGCUCUGACGCCAUCAAUGCCUCUGUCCAGACCUCUCAGGACUACAUGAUAGAUAGCAUGCUCCCUCUGCUACCGUCUAAGGUCCAGAGUCAAGUCAGCAUGCUGGUGCCCAGCAGAAAGUUUGACCUCAGCUACGACUUAAACUGCGCCACACUUUGCAAUGACUUCCAGGAGAACAUUGAAUUUCAAUUUUCGUUGGGCUGGACCUCAGUAGUCCACCGCUUCCUGGGUUCUGUCAACGCGCAGAGAGCGCUCAAACUGGUGGACCAGAAAUUCCAGACCUCUCGACCAGCGCUGCCUGUAGCCCGCACACCAUCCUCUGGACCCCCCUCCACUAUAGCACCACCCAACAACGAGACUGCUCUAAUGACCCAAGAGGACUUAAUGCUCGCUAUGGCAACCAAUGUGGCAUCGCUUACCUCCCGCACUUCGAUGAGUGUUAUCAUCGUUGGAGGAGUGGUGUACAGAGCGGUCGGGUGGAGGCUGAUUGCUAUGUCAGCUUCAAUGUACGGCUUGCUUUACCUGUAUGAGAGACUCACCUGGACCACCAAGGCCAAGGAACGUUCUCUGAAGCGCCAGUUUGUGGAUUAUGCAUCGGAGAAGCUGCAGCUUAUUGUCAGUUUUACCAGUGCAAACUGUAGCCACCAGGUCCAACAGGAGAUGGCUACGACCUUUGCUCGGCUGUGUCAGCAGGUGGACCAGACACAGAAAGAGCUUGAGGCUGAAAUCCGCCUACUGACAGCCAAGAUAGAUCAGCUGGAGACCGUCCAGAGCCAAUCCAAGACCCUGCGGCAUAAAGCAACAGAUCUGGAGAGACAGUUGGAGGCGUUCACAAACCAGUACCUGCAUCGUCAGCAGUGAGCUGUUCCUCUUCAUCAUUUGGUUCUUCCAGAGCCAAUCAUUCCUCAGACAGGUGUGGCCCUGCCUUGGUCCUCAUCACCUUAACCACACCAGAUUUUCUGUGUGGACAGUAGUGCUGUAAAGGAAGAGCAAUCAGGGGAUUGAUCUAUCAACCUUAAAAAGAAAUCAAGAGAUAUUUUGAUAGAAAAGAACAAGGAAAGUCAUUUAGCCUGCAAGAAAUACCAAACUUCUUGUCAAAUAUGAAGGUGUGGUCUUUGUAAAAGUGUACUCAUCUUGUUUUGUUUUGUUUUCUGUCUUUUUUGUUUCUUUGUCACAUCCGUUCGUCACUUUUGAAGAAGUUUUUGGUAAUGAAAUGGCGACAUGUCAUUGUUUUGGACAUUUUAAAGACAUCAAUUAAAAAUAAACGGAAAUAUUUAGUUAUACUCUUUCUUGAGUGUCAGACAAGACAGUAUUUCCCCCUCCUACUUUCCUCCUCAGCCAGCGAAGUGUUUGGAGAAGAAGCAUUGAAGAAAUUGUAAAAACAAAACUGCCUGUAAAACAAAGAAAGUUGUACUCCCAAUCUGUAAAGAUGCACCUCAAGGUGGCAUUAUUGUGUCUCGUAGUGAGCGGUACCACACGGGUGCUAUAUUUUGACACUAAUGUGCUUCUAACUGUGAAUAUGCCUUUUUUGACGAACCUUUGUGGAGGAAAUUCAGUUUGUGUGCCAGUUAGAUAAAAUCUACCUGUCAAGCUACACGAUCAGCCGUACGUUGGCAAAAAAAUCAAAAUAUAUUAAAAAAUAAAAGAGAAUUGAUUUUUUUUUUCUGAAUUGGUUGAACUUAGUUUAGUUGGUUUACUGAGAGAACUCUUUCAAAUAAAGGGAAAGCAUGUCUUUAACAUACUGUAGCUUCAUGUUCGAUUUUCUAACAAUAUACUGUAUAAAUCAAAGGCUUUUGAAAUCCUCACAUAUUUUAUAAAAUCCUAUUUUAUUUAUACCCAAUAGACUAGUAAUGGGGAUCAAACCCAUCUGAACCUGUAUGAUUGUCUUUCCUUGACUGUGUGAAAUACCUCCAGAUUUGGCCUGUCACAUUAAAUCUGUCACAAUGUAAAACUGCU